Messenger RNA from Angiostrongylus costaricensis, 1470 nucleotides. The record is from the annotation of a GenBank genome assembly. Lineage: Eukaryota; Metazoa; Nematoda; Chromadorea; Rhabditida; Metastrongylidae.
AUGAGCAGAGAGAGUGCACCACCAAUGAAAAGAUUUCGUCGUGAUGAACUGGCUGAUCCGACAAAUCCAGAACCGUCGCUAGUAGUGCAUGUUCGUAAUCUGAAUCCAAAGGCCACUGAAGCUGAUUUGAUAGAAGCGCUCGGAACGUUUGGUUUAAUUGCCUACGUUACUGUUAUUCCAGCACAGAAGAUGGCAUUAGUUGAAUUUGAAGACAUCGAAGCCGCUCGAGCCUGUGUAACUUUUGCAGCAUCCAAUUUAAUUUUUGUUGCUGGAGAUGCUGCAUUAUUCAACUAUUCUACUUCACAAAACAUUCAGCGCUUGGGGUUUGAAUCGGAAGCACCAUGUAAAGUAUUGGUGAUUACUGUAUACAACGCACAAUAUCCUAUUGAUGUCCAUGUCAUUCAUCAAAUAUGUGAACCUCACAGUAAAGUGUUGAGGAUUGCAAUAGUGAGGAAGUCUAUGAUGCAAGCACUUGUUGAAUUUGAAAAUGCUGAAAAUGCGAAGAAAGUGAAGCACGCAAUCAAUGGUGCCGACAUCUAUUCGGGAUGUUGUACGCUUAAAGUUGAAUUUGCAAAGCCAGACUAUGUGAAAGUCACUCGUCAAGACUCGGAUCAGUGGGACUACACGUUGUCCGAAGCACCUCCUGGUGGAGCGGUUCCAUACUAUGGCGGAAAAUCGGGGUAUCCCAAAAUGGAAGAGAACAACGGCUAUGCAGAUGAUCCUUAUGCUUUUCGUGGUUCAUUUGCCGGACGUGGUUAUGAUAGCUAUGGUGGACCGUCUCGUGGCAGUUUUCCUUCACGUCGAAGACUUCCACCUGAUUAUCGUGGCGACUGUGGAGACUAUGACACACCUCAGCAUUAUCCUCCAGUUGGUGGCUCGGGCUGCGUAGUGAUGAUUUACGGCAUUGAUCAGGAGAAACUGAAUUGUGAGAUGCUGUUCAAUUUGUUAUGUCAAUAUGGAAACGUUCUUAGAAUUCGAUUUAUGGCAACAAAAAGGGACACCGUUAUGGCUGAACUUGGGACACCAAUGGCGGUUACCAAUGUCUUGAAGUAUCUUCAAGGAAUAACGUUGUUUGGUUUAACUUUGCAAAUGAAACCUAGUAUCCAGAAUAGUGUUAGAGAUGUACAUGAACCGUUUAGUCUUCCUGAUGGAUCUCCGUCGUUCCGAGACUACUCUAUGUCUGCACUUCAACGUUUUUCAACACCAGAUGCAGCUGCACGCAACCGACUUAUUUAUCCGACAAAGAUACUGCACUGGUAUAACGCUCCUGUCAAUAUGGACGAGGAUAAAGUCAGACAGCUAUUUUCGGAAAGAAAUGCUCCGGAACCCAAGUCUGUCACAGUAUUUGUUGGACGAAGUGAAAGAUCGUCCUCUGGUACUGUGGAAAUGGAGACAAUUGAAUCAGCGAAUGAAGCACUCGCUCUCGUUAAUCACACCCCGGUUGUGAGCCCUCUUGGAAAAGUUGGUUAA